CAGCCCAGAUAUCUUUCCGAAGCACUGCGCAUGCUCACAGAAAAUAAAAAUGUCGGACGACGAAUUUAUGUGCGAUGAUGAUGAGGAGUACGAUUUGGAGUACUCGGAAGAAAGUAAUUCAGAACCAGAUGUUGACCUAGAGAACCAGUAUUAUAACUCAAAGGCUUUGAAAGAUGAUGAUCCAAAGGCAGCUCUUGAUAAUUUUCAAAAGGUACUGGAGCUGGAAGGCAAGGAUAAAGGAGAAUGGGGAUUUAAAGCUCUCAAACAGAUGAUCAAAAUUAACUUUAAACUGGGCAACUAUGAUGAGAUGAUGAAGAGAUACAAGUUGUUACUGACAUAUAUAAAGUCGGCAGUUACCAGGAAUUACUCCGAGAAGUCUAUCAACUCCAUUCUAGAUUACAUUUCCACAUCAAAACAGAUGGAAUUGCUACAGAAUUUCUAUGAGACGACUUUAGAUGCACUGAAAGAAGCAAAGAAUGAAAGACUGUGGUUUAAAACAAACACAAAAUUAGGCAAGCUUUACUUUGAUAGAGGAGACUUCAAUAAACUGCAGAGAAUCCUGAAACAGCUGCAUAUCUCAUGUCAGACUGAUGAUGGUGAAGAUGACUUGAAGAAAGGAACACAGUUGUUAGAAAUAUAUGCAUUAGAAAUACAGAUGUAUACAGAGCAGAAAAAUAACAAAAAGUUAAAGGCAUUAUAUGAACAGUCAUUGCAUAUCAAAUCAGCCAUUCCACAUCCGUUGAUUAUGGGUGUUAUACGAGAGUGUGGGGGCAAAAUGCACCUCCGUGAGGGAGAGUAUGAAAGGGCGCAUACAGACUUCUUUGAAGCAUUUAAAAAUUAUGAUGAGUCUGGAAGCCCAAGGAGAACUACAUGCUUAAAGUACCUUGUAUUAGCCAACAUGUUGAUGAAAUCUGGUAUCAACCCGUUUGAUUCCCAGGAGACAAAGCCUUACAAAAAUGAUCCAGAGAUCCUGGCAAUGACAAAUCUUGUUAGUGCUUACCAAAAUAACGAUAUUAAUGAAUUUGAGAAAAUCUUACGGACAAACAGACGGAACAUUAUGGAGGAUCCAUUUAUCCGUGAACAUAUUGAAGAUUUACUACGUAACAUUCGUACACAAGUGCUCAUUAAACUGAUAAAGCCAUAUACAAGAAUACAUAUUCCAUUUAUCUCAAAGGAGUUGAAUAUAGACCCUUCAGAAGUUGAGAAUCUCUUAGUUUCUUGUAUUCUAGACAGCACAAUAAAUGGAAGAAUAGACCAGGUAAAUCAAGUGUUAGAGUUGGAUCGUGAAUCGGCAGGCUGUGCAAGAUACAAUGCCCUUGAUAAAUGGACAAUACAGCUGCAAUCUUUACAUCAAGCCAUCAUCAAUAAAAUAGCAUAGAAUAUCAUUAGUAUAGACAGUUUGAAAGAGAGUUUUAUUGAUGAUGUGUGAUAUUUUUGUAACAAAAUCCAAAUUUGUGUGAGCCAAAUAAAUCGGAUCAAGCUUCUUUCAUAGUCGGGAAUUACACAGUUCCUGAGUAAAUGAAAGGCUUUUGGGAAAGACUACAAAAUAAAUUCUGGUGGAGUCCAAAUCAAGUGAAUAUGAGAACACCCUGAUACCAGUUCAGGUCAGGACUUGAGGUGCUGCAUAAAUUGUUCCAAUUUUCAAAACUCGUCAAUAUGUAGGCAAAAGACUCUUUCUUCAUUUCAGUUUGAUAAUAAGAAGUUCAAAGUUAGGAAUUAGCCUUUUAGACUACUUUUUUUCCAGAAGGUUUUAUUUAAAGUUGCUAAAUGCAUUUUUGUCAGACACUGAUGAAAAUAAAAUCACUGCUAAUAAUAUAUACACUCGUUUCCACAGGACUAUACUCAGUUGUAUUAAAAUGCAUGUAUAUAUCCGAGUUAAAAUAUUGUCUAAUCAUACCAAUAGAUACAUGAUAUGCUGCUAGUGUUUUGUUGAGUUAAGUUGUGAUUUGCACUUAAUGAAUAGUUUGCCAUUCAAUAGUCAAAACUAUUACGCAAGGGUUGAUGGCUAAUAGUUUUUAGCAAACCCUUGUUGAAUUACUGCAGGGUUAAAUAGUUGGUACUAUUAGCUGAACAUUUAUAUGGGCCGUUCCAUGUGUCUGAGAAAAUCUGUAUAAGUGACAAAAAAUCAAAUUUGAGAUAACACAAUAUCCAUGAAGAACAUUCUUUUUCCUUUCAAAUGUGAAAAUUUGAAGUAUUUAUCUUCACUAUUUCAAGAGUUACAAUGAUUUUAAGUAAGUCACCAAAGGCAUUAAUUAUAUAUUUUUGGUUUCAUCACAGGCCUUUUAUGUACAUACCUCUAUAUUUUCAUGAUGCAUGGGUGCUUUGGACUUUCCGUUGCCGUGACAGCACAUGUAAAAUUUAUUUCUAAAAUAUGGUAGAAUUUGAUUUCCCUUAGAUAAUUUUGUUACAAUAAACUUUUUUCUCGUUUCUGCAUGAACAUAUGAAAAACCAGAUUUUCAAGGACUUUCCUAAAUGCAAUAAUUAUCUAAUGUCACUAAUACAGGUUUUCUCAUGGAAUGGCACAUAUAUAAUAGUCAUGUAAUAAAAGAUCUUGUGGUGUUGUAUUUUGAAUUUGUUACAUGCAUUAAGGACAUACUGCAAACAAUGUUCAGUGAGAUUUUGUUAAAAGAUACCAAGAUGUUGAUAAACUUUAGUUUCUUAUACACUUCAUUAUGUCUAUGUCUUCAGAAGUAAAAAACAAACGAAUGUGUGCUAUAAAUAUUUAUUACACGAACAUGUCACAUGUCCUGGUAUAUUGUUGUAUAUGUUUUAUAAAUAAUAAAAAAAUAAUUAUUAGA
Molecule: messenger RNA, 2798 nt
Organism: Mercenaria mercenaria
Lineage: Eukaryota; Metazoa; Mollusca; Bivalvia; Venerida; Veneridae
Product: COP9 signalosome complex subunit 2
Exons: 11
Coding region: 50-1378 (442 amino acids)
Biological process (GO): protein deneddylation
Cellular component (GO): COP9 signalosome
Source: RefSeq, a predicted model, not a curated record